AUGCGAUCCCUUGUCGAAAGACCGCGACGCAUCGACAUGGAUGCUACUAGGGAUAAAGAUCCUGCAGAGAUUCCCUUACCUCCCUCACCCAUUCAAGAGGACGACACCAAAACAUGGGGCGAUUCAACAAAGUCUAGAACUGAAAAUGGAACUGACCUGACAACCGAAAUGAGCGAGGUUGACAGGGACACAGCAUUUUGGAAACAAGUUGAAGAUAGGUUCCACGGCUCGUGGGCCAAGAAAGACAAAUCAGCUUGCUUCAAAGGGUUGAUUCUCUUCGAUAUUAAGACUGUUCCUCGCGAGACGCCUUCCGGCAUGUCAAGCAUCCUCGGGACAACUAGCAGUAGCAGCAGUGAUUUUGAGCUCCUCGAACGGCUAAAGGUCUUCCCAUUACAUUUCCACGGUGCUCGUCGCGCCUGCAAUAUUGGAGAGGGCGGCGAGGGGUCGCUGAAACUGUGCAACCAAGACGAGUGUCAAACCUGCGCGGUAUUCAAGGACCAGUGCACAGCUAGGGAAGCCGGUGCGAGAUUUGGAUUGGACCGCAGGCUUAACACCACUUCCAACUCAUCCCAAGCCGAUACCUUCGCAAUCAAUCAUCAUGUCCGGUCGAAAUUGCAUGCCAUGAUUGUCUGUGCGUGUCCAAGCAUUGUGAGUUAUUUCGAUCAAGGGGUGCCACGGGCAUACUAA
Penicillium verhagenii is the source of this 687-nucleotide messenger RNA. RefSeq lists its product as uncharacterized. Lineage: Eukaryota; Fungi; Ascomycota; Eurotiomycetes; Eurotiales; Aspergillaceae. The transcript has 7 exons. The record is from RefSeq and is a predicted model, not a curated record. The coding region runs from base 1 to 687 and encodes 228 amino acids.